AAAAACUAAAGCAAGACUUGGUUGACUUGCCAAGUCUUUGCUGAAUAGAGGGAUUUUUUGCCAGCAUAUUUAUAAUUCUGAUUGAGAUGUAAAAGACUUGGUUGAUUUGGUGGUAUUAGUAUUAAUAUGACCAAAAGGGAGACCUCAUUUCUAUUUAAAGUCUCAAAACCACAUGUUAUAGAAUAUACCUACUAAUUUUAGUAAUAAUGGAGAAAGCCUUCACAUUUUUUCUCUCAACACUCUUCUUGCUUAUGGCUAGUUCAGUCAUGACCCAAACCAACAUUACUACAGAUCAAUUAGCUCUUCUAUCUUUAAAAUCCCAAAUCAUUUCCGACCCCUUUCGCUUCUUGGAUAAAAGUUGGUCUCCUGUUAGGUCCGUUUGCCAGUGGAUUGGGGUCACUUGUGGUUCUCGUCGCCAGCGAGUGAAGUCCUUGAAUCUUUCUAACAUGGCUCUUACAGGCAAGAUUCCCCGUGAAUUUGGAAACCUCUCAUUUCUUGUUUCUCUUGACUUGCGAAGCAAUAAUUUCCAUGGACAUUUGCCUCAAGAAAUGGCACACUUGCAUCGGCUUAAGUUUCUUGAUUUAAGUUUCAACAACUUCAUAGGGGAGGUUCCCUCUUGGUUUGGGUUUUUACACCAGCUUCAAUUGCUAAAUUUUGGGAAUAAUAGUUUCAUUGGUUCCAUCCUUCUUCAUUUUCUAAUAUGUCCACACUUGAUUUUACAGGUAUGUUCCUGUUGUAUUAAUUAUUUUACGACUGUUAUAUCUUAUAACUCACUUCAAGGAAAUAUUCCAGAAGAAAUUGGCAAUCUUUACAACCUUAACCGGUUGUCCAUACAAUAUAAUCAACUUACGGGUUCUAUACCAUUCACAAUUUUUAAUAUUUCUAGGAUCGAAAUCGUUUCAUUUACUGGCAAUAGCUUAUCAGGAUAUCUUCCCAACGGUUUAUGCAAUGGUCUCCCAAUACUCAAAGGGCUUUAUUUAUCGAGAAACAAGCUUCAUGGUCAUAUUUCUACAAGCUUAUCAGAUUGUUCACAACUUCAAGAAUUGUUUUUAUCGGAAAAUGAUUUCAUAGGUGAAAUACCCAAAGAGAUAAGCAAUCUCAUUGAGUUGGAGGUACUUAAUAUUGAGAUUAAUAGAUUCAGUGUUCCACUUCCAAUGGAGAUCUUCAACAUAUCAGGGCUGAGAAUAAUUGGUAUUUCAUUCAACAAUCUAUCAGGAAUCCUCCCACCAAACAUGGGUUCUAUCUUACCCAACAUUGAAAGUAUUUAUCUGAUUAACUUAACCAAUCUUGUUGGAACUAUUCCUCAUUCUCUCUCCAAUUGUUCAAAACUUAAAAUUGUUGAGCUUUCACACAACAAACUCACUGGCUUGAUUCCCAACUCACUUGGAGAUUUGACUCAUCUACAAUACCUAAACUUGGGGGACAACAAUUUAACCAGUGAUUCAUCAUUAAGCUUCCUGACUUCCUUAACCAAUUGCAGAAAUUUAAAACUUCUUUCUCUAUCUUACAACAUUCUAAAUGGCAUGCUUCCAGCCGCCAUGGGGAAUCUUUCCACCUCUCUCAGAAAAUUUUACUUCAAAAAUUGCACAAUCAAAGGGUGAAUUCCAAAUGAAGUUGGGAACUUAAGCAGCUUAUUAGACCUUGAUCUUUCGGGAAAUAACUUGGUCGGAUCGAUUCCAACAUCAAUUGGCAUUUCCCUUUUUUUUUUACAUCCUAGAAAGUAUAUUGCAUCUUGAAAUUAAUUUUUUGACUGUAGAGUUCGGACUGGAUGGUUUGGUGUCUACAAAGUGUGAUGUCUAUAGUUACGGGAUAAUGUUGCUGGAAACGUUUACUAGGAGAAAGCCUAAUGAGUUUGAGGGAAAUCUUAGCUUGAAACAAUGGGUGAGUUAUUCUCUUCCAGACGCAGUAAUGGACGUCGCAGAUGCCAACUUGCUAACGUCAACUGGUAAUCGCUUCAAGAAGGAGCUAGAUGUUGAGGCAUCAAUCAUUAAAGUUGGAUCAGAUUGUUGUAAUGAAUCUCCGGCGAGAAGGACCAACAUGAAAGAUGUUGUAGGGAUGCUACAGAAGAUCAAGAAUCUACUUCUACCAUGUUGAGCAUGUUGUUGGAAUCUGUUGUUCCAAAUAAUUUGUUUGCUCCAAAUGUGUGAUUAGUUUUGGAUUCCUACAAUAUUGCUUCUUUCUUUUUUGUUUUAGCACUUUAUUUGUGCAUGAUUCUCUUUUCAGAAAUUCUAGCUGGUUGAAUAAAUCUCAGUAUUGCCUUUUAACAAAAACUAAAUUGAUCACCAAAAUCUUGAAAUAGAAUGAUUUAUUUUUGUAAGUGUUAAAGGGAUAUUAACAUGUUGGAGCGUGACAUAUCCCAAGUUCUUCUUCCUCUCCCCUUAUGUUUGUCCCUCAGUGUCCAAAUUACCAAUAAAAUGUCUUCGACACACGAUUUACAGGGAGACUGCUCAUCUGGACUUGACAUCGUGCACCCUUUUGACAGAACUUCACACAAGAAGAUUCAUACCAGUGAAAAUCUUGCUGACAAAGGCGGUGCCAAAAGACAAAUUUGAAUUAUGCAAAGAACUUGUCGGCAUAAUCUCUGUCUGAGAAGACAGAGACAUCUCCUUCAGGUGCGUGGGACUGGAGGGGGAGAUUUGUGGAGAUCCAGCCCCAUUAUUCAUUAUGCAGCCUUUGUCAAUUGGCCUUUGGCAAAUUUGCCUUUCUUGGUUAGGAAAGUCACGAAAAGUAUGCUCUUUUGUUGAUGUUUUGAGGCAGAUUUUUGCCUAUAAAUAGAGAUCUUCAGAUCACUAGUUAUACACACCAACAAAGAGAGAAAAAAAUAGAGUGAGACAUCACAGAGAGUUUAGUCUGUGAGGAAAAAUAGAGUGUGAGCGAUAUUGUAGUGAGGUGGAAAAAUUAAAAGAGAGAUUUCUUUUGAGUGCGUAGUAGUCAAUUUGAGUAUUGUACUUGUGACUACGGUGUAAAAUUCCUUACUACAGAGAUAUUAGUUGCUCCUCUUGGCCCA
Molecule: messenger RNA, 3007 nt
Organism: Capsicum annuum
Lineage: Eukaryota; Viridiplantae; Streptophyta; Magnoliopsida; Solanales; Solanaceae
Product: probable LRR receptor-like serine/threonine-protein kinase At3g47570
Exons: 2
Coding region: 207-1601 (464 amino acids)
Biological process (GO): hormone-mediated signaling pathway; protein phosphorylation
Cellular component (GO): plasma membrane
Molecular function (GO): protein binding; protein kinase activity
Source: RefSeq, a predicted model, not a curated record